Molecule: messenger RNA, 992 nt
Organism: Drosophila teissieri
Lineage: Eukaryota; Metazoa; Arthropoda; Insecta; Diptera; Drosophilidae
Product: lipase member H-A
Exons: 3
Coding region: 40-951 (303 amino acids)
Molecular function (GO): lipase activity
Source: RefSeq, a predicted model, not a curated record
AUGAGACUCCUAAUCGUAAUCUUAUCGAGCUUUUGAGGAAUGCCUCAGACGAAUGCUUCUCAAUUCAUUUCAGUUACAUUUAGAAUGCAGACCGGAGUACAACUAACUUUGUUAUUGACCCUCACAAUAGCAGCGGUCCAUGGAGAGACUGGAUUUUUCCUGAGCACACGCCGCGUCCAGGAAAAUCCGCAGCAAGUCGAGGCGAAGGUGGAGGCUCUGGUAAGGAGCUCCUUCUAUGCCGCAGAUCCGGCAGUGUUGGCCAUUCCCCGCUGGCUUGGCAACAUUUCCUCGCCGGAGAUCUCCGCGGUGAUUUCCGCCCGACUUCAGCAGCAGGAGAGCAAUAUAUUCAGUGUGGAUCUAACCGAGGCCAGUGAUGAAACAGAGAUCAUCGACAGCGUGGCCAGCUUGGUGAUCGUUCUUAACAAUCAAUUCGAUGUGCCACUCGAUCGCAUUCUGGUCGUGGGUUUCGCCGAGGGCGUCCACUUGGCAGGUGGAGUGGCUGCCAAGGUGCAGCAGGAACUGGGUCGUCAGUUAUCCCAGAUUACAGCCCUUGAUCCUUCCGCCGGCGAAGAACUUGACCACAAGCUAUCCCGAGCCGAUGCUGAGUUCGUGGAGGUGGUGCACACAAAUGCCGGAGGAGAGGGCACGUGGGAGCAACUGGGCCAUGUGGACUACUAUCCCAACGGAGGACAAUCACAGCCUGGCUGCUCCACGGACUCCUGUUCGCACGAGAGAGCCUUCGAGCUGCUCGCCGAGAUGUGGUCGCCUGAGAAUGACUUUGUGAGCGCCCGCUGUGGUUCAGUGGAGUCCUUAGGCGCCUCCAGCUGCCGCUGGUCCACCCACAAAAUGGGCCAGAAAGGGGAGGAGCAGCCUGCCUCGGGCAUCUAUUUCCUGGAGACUCGACAGUCCUCACCCUUCUCCCGUGGAGCCUACUUCAUAAGCUUCCUGUGAGCAGCGGAUCCAAUAAAAAAGCCAAACGAAUAAAGGAAACA